CGAGUCUGCCGAGCCGAGCCGCACCAAACGCAGAGGAUGCGUUCCAAAUUCCGACCGAGGUGAGCGAUCGUAGAUGACAGAUGGUGCUGCGAACGUUCUUCAGCGCACGAAUCAGCACAAAUGACGGAACACGGGACACCGGUUUAAGUUUGAUUCACACCGUGAACACGGAUUUCCAACCUGGAUUCACAACAAUUCUGGAAUAAGAGAAAUGGUAAUCGCAAUUGGAAUCGAAGGUAGCGCGAAUAAAUUGGGCGUUGGAAUAAUUCAGGAUGAACACGUUCUGUCAAACGUACGCCAUACAUACAUUACUCCACCGGGCGAAGGAUUCCUACCUCGAGAGACCGCACAGCACCAUAGAGAACAUGUUCUCGACAUCCUGCGAAAAGCAUUGGAGGACGCUAAGAUAACAUUGAAAGAGGUGGACGUGAUAUGUUACACGAAAGGACCAGGAAUGGGAGCACCUUUGACGGUCGGUGCUCUGGUGGCAAGGACCAUUGCCCAAAUGUACAAUAAACCAAUGGUCGCAGUGAAUCAUUGCGUAGGUCACAUAGAAAUGGGACGCUUAAUCACCAGAAGUUCAAAUCCAACUGUUUUAUACGUUUCUGGUGGAAACACUCAAGUCAUCGCUUACUCUCGUCAAAGAUAUCGCAUUUUCGGUGAGACGAUAGACAUCGCUGUUGGAAACUGCUUGGAUCGUUUCGCGAGAUUGUUAAAACUUUCAAACGAUCCUAGUCCUGGUUACAAUAUAGAACAAUUAGCGAAGAAGGGAACGAAGUUGGCUCCAUUGCCAUAUGUAGUAAAAGGAAUGGAUGUUUCGUUUUCUGGAAUUUUAAGCUACAUAGAGGAACAUAUAUCGUCUUGGCUCGACUCGAAAGAAUUCACCCCAGAAGAUUUAUGUUUCUCUUUACAAGAAACUGUAUUCGCUAUGCUCAUCGAAAUUACGGAACGAGCAAUGGCUCAUGUGAAAUCAUCUGAGGUAUUAAUCGUCGGCGGUGUUGGUUGCAACGAGAGGUUACAAAACAUGAUGCAGAUUAUGUGCGAGGAAAGGAAUGCGGUGCUUUACGCCACGGACGAACGAUUUUGUAUAGACAACGGUGUAAUGAUUGCUGUAGCUGGACUACUUCAGUACAAAAGUCAGGGACACACUCCAUGGACGGAGACAACUUGUAUACAAAGAUAUAGGACAGACGAUGUACACGUUUCUUGGAGAGAAUAAAUUUAUCUUUUCAUA
Messenger RNA from Ceratina calcarata, 1234 nucleotides. RefSeq names its product Probable tRNA N6-adenosine threonylcarbamoyltransferase Tcs3 (gene Tcs3). The coding region runs from base 212 to 1219 and encodes 335 amino acids. The record is from RefSeq and is a predicted model, not a curated record. The transcript has 4 exons. Gene Ontology annotation, biological process: tRNA threonylcarbamoyladenosine modification. Lineage: Eukaryota; Metazoa; Arthropoda; Insecta; Hymenoptera; Apidae. Gene Ontology annotation, cellular component: cytoplasm; EKC/KEOPS complex.